Molecule: messenger RNA, 2236 nt
Organism: Candoia aspera
Lineage: Eukaryota; Metazoa; Chordata; Lepidosauria; Squamata; Candoiidae
Product: tripartite motif-containing protein 10-like
Exons: 7
Coding region: 34-1521 (495 amino acids)
Biological process (GO): regulation of gene expression; protein ubiquitination; innate immune response
Cellular component (GO): cytoplasm
Molecular function (GO): protein binding; zinc ion binding; ubiquitin protein ligase activity
Source: RefSeq, a predicted model, not a curated record
AACAGUUACUAUAAAACAGUUAUAAAAUAGGUAAUGAAUAUUCAUUGCUGCCUUUUGCAGUGCAUUUCUGCUCAUUCAGAGAGAGGGAAGACUCUACGCAUCAUGGCCUCAUCCUCACCUGCUGCGGAUGAGAGAAAAGAUGGAUUCUGUGACCAAUGUCAUACCUAUCUGAGAGAUCCAGUGCCUGUGGAAUGUGGCCACAAUUUCUGUCGGCCUUGCAUCACUGAACAUUAUCGGGAGUGGAAAAAAGAUUCUGGGCCCUUCUUGUGUCCUAUUUGCGAAGAGCCGAUCCCGGAAGGAAAACUACGGCGAAACCUGCAGCAGGCAGGUGUGGGAGAAAAACACAGACAGUUUCCAGAAAAGUCAUUUGUAUGUCCCAAACACAAGGUGACGCUAAAUCUGUUUUGUCAAGACGACGAGAAGCUGAUAUGUGCCACUUGUCAGAAGGCAGCAGAACAUAAACCUCACACUGUAAUUUCUCCUGAACAAGCUGCUCAUCCAUUAAAGGAACAGUUACACAGCCGGAUUUUGAUUCUGGAGGAAAAGAAAGACCUAAUGGAGACUCAUCCGUCAGAUGCAGAAAAUGAAGUUGCCGAGCUGCUUGGACAAAUGGAAACAGAGAGGGAGAAGUUAAACGAUGUGUUUGGACAGUUACAUGAGUUUCUGCAUAAACAGGAAAAACAGCUGCAGAACCAAAUGAAACAGGUGGAGAAGGAGAUUCUAAAAACCAAGACAGAUUACAUGGAAGGGCUUUCAAAGGAGCGCGCCGUGCUUAGAAAUAUCAUUCGGGAGAUGCAGGAGGUGUGUGAGCUGCCGGCUGUGGAAUUCUUGAUGGAUUUCAAAAGCAACAUGCAGAAGUAUGACAAAGCACUUGAAAACCCAGCUGCUUUCCCUCUUGAGCUGAAAUGGAGGUCCUGGGAUUUCUGUGAUAUAAAUCCAUACGUGGAGAAUGCUGGAAAGAUAUUCAGUGAGUCUCUGAUAGCUGGAAUCCAGCUGCAGAAAGCACAUGUAUUUCUGGAUCCAGAUACAGCUCAUCCCCGGCUUGUUCUGUCUGACGACUGCAAAAGUCUGAAAAUGGGUGAAUUUUAUCAAAAUCUACCCAAAACCACAGAAAGGUUUGACGAAUGGCCUUUUGUGCUGGCCUGUGCAGGGUUCACUACAGGCAGACAUUUCUGGGAAGUCAUUGUGGGGACAGAGGAUACCUGGGGGGUGGGAGUUGCCCGAAAGUCUGUAAGGAGGAAAGGAGACAUUGAAUUUAGUCCUGAAGAAGGGUUCUGGGCUGUAGGGAAGUGGGACGGCAACUACACAGCUUAUAACCCCCCCUUCUAUUCGCCCUUGACCUUGCGUAGAAUGCCCAAGAAGAUCAGAGUGAUUCUGAACUACGAAGGGGGAUGGGUGACUUUUUUUGAUGCGGAUAUUGGAGCUCCCCUCUUUGCAUUUUCCGCACCCCCCUUUGCUGGAGAGACAAUCCUCCCCUUAUUUUACGUGUUUGGAAAAGCUCACCUUUCCAUCUCUGUCUAAGGCUGUUAUUUCUGCUUCUCAGCCUUGUCGGUAUUAUUCACCAAGACUAGAAUCCAGAUCAAUAAGAACAAGAAACAAGUAGUGAUCUAAGAUGGCCUUCCUCCAGGCUUGGUCCCUCCAGGUAUGGUGGGACUGCAGCUUCCAGGUUUCCCAAGUCAGUACGAUUGCUUUCCAUCCUGGCUGGGAUCUCCUGGAAGCUGCAGUCCCUCCAUACUGGAGUGUCAACAAGGUAUGUUGACCUUGCCAAGUGUCAACAACUUGCCUGGAGUGUUGACCUUGUCAAGGUAUGGAGUGUCAACAAAGUAACAAUGUGUCAACAAGGAAAUGCGAAUCUUUGACAGUUCUACCAAGGCCUCCAUAGACUUUCAGGCAGAUUAAUAGCUAACCAUUGCAGAGUUCAUCUUUAUUUCUUUAAAAAGCAAUAACAUUACUGAUCAGAGGUAAUGUUUCCUCUCAGCAAAGAAAUAGAAAGGGCUUCUCACUGUGAUGAGAGUAUCAUUAUCUCCUGACCGAUCUUCCUUCCAACUGUAAAGCUGCCAAAUUGGAUAGGGAUGGAUCUUUUUUGUAAAUUGGAAUAGCAGUUCUUUCUCCUCAGCUUCAUGGGCAGGAAGAUGACUGAAGAUGGUUGUUUGGGUUGUCUGAGUCAUACCAUCUAAACCAACAGUGCAGCUUGGCUUCCCUUUCCACAUUGCCUUCAGUUCAAAAUUUAGCACGG